Messenger RNA from Culicoides brevitarsis, 1806 nucleotides. Its product is annotated as RUS family member 1. The record is from RefSeq and is a predicted model, not a curated record. The transcript has 4 exons. Lineage: Eukaryota; Metazoa; Arthropoda; Insecta; Diptera; Ceratopogonidae. The coding region runs from base 256 to 1506 and encodes 416 amino acids.
UUCCGUGUACGAGAUUAUUUUUAUUGCUCCGUACAACACAAAAAUUUUUCCUCCACGGAAAAUUUAUUCCUUCAUUUUUUAUUCGUCGUUCGUGAUAAAUAUUCAUUUAAUUUCCCGCAAAAAACGAACGAAAACGCAGGAAAAAAGUCUGACGUGUAAAAGUCGCCGGUGCGUAAAGAUCGCCGUGAAACAGAGAGACGAGUACGAGAAGUGGCCCAUCAUCGCAAUUUACUUCAUCAUCGAUAUCGCGCUACCAUGAAAAUUCACUUUCGUGAAAAAUAUGGGCGCGGAGAGGAGACGUUGUACGUGAAGCCAACAGACAGCUUGAAUGUCGUUCAAGUCAACCUCAAAGGCGAAAUUCCCGUCGCUCGACGUUCCUUCAGUCUCGUGCAGUUGUUCAAAAAUAUCUUUUUGCCGAAGGGAUAUCCCGAUUCUGUGUCUGUGGAUUAUAUGAGCUAUCAGAAAUGGGAUACAGUUCAGGCUUUUUGCAGCACGAUAACGGGCGCCUUGUGUACACAUGCGAUUCUGAAGGGCGUCGGAGUUGGAAAUGAUACGGCAUCAGCGCUUUCGGCAACGGUGACGUGGAUUCUGAAAGAUGGAACGGGACAUUUAGGUAAAAUACUGUUCGCUUGGUGGAAAGGUUCAGAAUUGGAUAUGGAUUCGAAAAAAUGGCGCUUACGAGCGGAUAUCUUGAAUGAUAUUGCGAUGACAGCGGAAGUUUUUGUGCUGCCUUAUUACCCGCAAUACUCGACGUAUAUUCUCUGCGCAACCUCAACCGUCAAAGGAAUCGUUGGCGUCGCCGGAGGAGCAACUCGAGCCGCUCUAACGUUGCAUCACGCAUUACGAAACAAUUUGGCGGAUGUCAGUAGCAAAGAUAGCGCGCAGGAAACUUGUGUCAAUUUAGUAGCAUCUUUUGUGGGUCUCGCCAUCCUUACGCACGUGCAAAACCCCAACACGCUCACUUUUCUCUUCUUCCUCUUUACCUGCCUUCAUAUCGUCGCGAACGUGCGUGCCGUGAAAUCUGUGUGUCUCCGGACCUUCAACGAAGCCCGUUACUUGAUCGCGCUCGAGGAAUAUUUCAAAACGGGCAACAUUCUGUCGCCGGAUCGCGUGAAUCAACUCGAACGCAUCACCGUCGGACAAACAGUUUCGCUUACGCAACGCUUGCACAUGGGCGGCACAGCAAAAGCCUUAAUCGAGACAUAUCCAAACACGUACGACUUGGAAAGUAUUGUCUCGCUGUACGAUCCGCGAGAUCUUUUUAUCGUCGCUGAAGUGAAAAAUUAUCUCGCUGUUUACUUUCACAUCGAUAUACGACCCACGGAUGUGCUCAAGGCGUACUUUUUCGCCGCAUCGUAUCUGCAGGACAAGACGAAAAUCCGCGAUUUCUACUGGGAAGUACAAAAUAAAUGGAGUGAUUUCCUCAGUUUGGCACAAGGCCAAGGAUGGAACAUGUCAGCACAUUUGUUGCCCGUGGAUGAGUACCGUCUAAUUUGGCGCAUCUAAGAACGGCGUAAAAAAGAUGCCCUUGUUGAUACUUUAAUCUAUUGAACGCGUUGUCACGAAACGACAGAAACAACGAAAGUUUUGAUAGGGUUGCCACGAAAUUUUAAAAUUUUUAUAGAAGCACGAACAAAAAUUUAAAAUUAGAACAACGCACGCUUUAACAAAAAAAAAUAAUUUUGAUAAAAUAUUUUAUACUUAGAAUUUUGGACGAUUCGAACUUUUUUUUAAACUUUGAUCGAAGUUUUCUUUUAUAAAGAAAUAGCAAUUUUAGAAGCUGCCUGUGUAGAGAAUAAUAGAAAA